CUGGCCAUCUCCCAUGGCCCCCGGAGCGUGACAUUUGGCAUCAGAGCGGUCCUUCCUCGGCCGUCUCUAUAUCGAUUCACCGAUUCCGUUCGUUUUCUUCUUUCCCUUUUGUUCUAACCUUCUGAACUAUGAAUUCUAAUUCUUCUCCUCCUCUUCUGAAAUCUGUGUGUGUUCUUCAUGCUCCGACCGCACCAAUUCAUUUUCUGUUCUUUGAUUUAAAACUAUUUAACUUUCUGUCAAUUCGAAAUGGAAUUCAGAGACAUCGACAUUUCUAGGUUGAAUACCUUAUUAGCUUUACCCUUCCAUCUAAUCCGACGAAGUUCAACUUUCCGGAACCCUCGCCGGACGGAAUUUCCUUUUACAGGCAAAAACGUCCGCCAGUGGAUUGAGCGAAUUUUCUCUUUUAAUUCCACACGUCCUGAUGCGAAAGGAAUUCGCGGAUCGAUUGGAGCUUCGAUUCAGUGAAGUCUUCAGGCCGAAAGUGGUGGUUAGUAUUUGGGAGGCCGGCGAUUCUAACUUGGAACAAGCGGCAGCGCUCCAAUCCGGGAACAACGAGACUCAAGACCUGACUGAUGAAAAUGCGAGGUUUGAGGCACAACUGGGUCUGGAAUCCAAGAAUAAGGAUUUUUCAAUUCAAGAAAUGGCGUCUGAAUUAGAAGAGUAUGCCCCAGUCGAUUAUGAACAAGAUUAUUUCUCCAACUUUCAGAGUAGUGAUGAAUUGGAUGGUGGUUCUGUAACUUUGGAUGGUCAUUAUAGUGAUACUGAGAGUAUGGUGCAUGAAUCAUAUGAAAUUUUUAUUGAUGAUGAGCUGAUGAAAGGUGUUGAGGUUGUUCCGAAUGAGAAUUUAAAAGUUACUGGUGUGGCUUUAAAUGAUUUGAAUGACCUGUAUAUGGAUAUAGAUUAAUUAUCUGUUGAUGUUAAUAUUGAAUGCUGCUUUACUGGGGAGGAUUUUAGAGUUAACUUACUUAAUGGUAGACAAAUGGUGUUUGAUUGUGCUCAAGGACAACCUCAAAGUAUUCUCUGCUGCUUAUAAAAUUCAAGCCAUAAAAAUACCAGAAGUUCUCAGAACAAGUAAUGGAGAGUGGAUUAUAGGUUUUGCUGCCAAGUUAGACUUUCGUUAUAGUUUAGAAGUUGAACUCUGGGGUACUCUUUUUUGGCCUCUAGAUUGCUUGAAAUUUGGGUUUCCGGAAUAUUAUUUUGGUAUUGGAUAUCUUGAAAGUCCAAAUAUGAUUUGACUUCAAAACCAACUAGAUGUUUGGUCCGGCGAUGCCACCUUCCCGUUGUACUUUACUACUCCCUCCGUUCCAUAAUUAUUGUCCAAUUUUACUAAAAUAAAAGAUUUUAUUUUUGGUCAAACUUAACUAUAUUUUACCUUAAACAACUGGA
Molecule: messenger RNA, 1386 nt
Organism: Oldenlandia corymbosa var. corymbosa
Lineage: Eukaryota; Viridiplantae; Streptophyta; Magnoliopsida; Gentianales; Rubiaceae
Source: the annotation of a GenBank genome assembly